Messenger RNA from Aspergillus alliaceus, 884 nucleotides. RefSeq lists its product as uncharacterized. The coding region runs from base 159 to 623 and encodes 154 amino acids. Gene Ontology annotation, cellular component: mitochondrion. The transcript has 3 exons. The record is from RefSeq and is a predicted model, not a curated record. NCBI's taxonomy places the organism in Eukaryota, Fungi, Ascomycota, Eurotiomycetes, Eurotiales, Aspergillaceae.
CGUCAUUGUCGCUUUCACUUCAUCUUAUCUAGUAAUCUUUCUACCCAUUCUUUGCCAACUGUCACCACCUGGCUAUCCACGGCAGAAGGGUGAGUACCACUUUCGGAGUGCUCUGCAAACCCCUUCUAUAAGCUUCCUUCGCUAAUGGCGACAAAUAGAUGCUGUCUCAGCGGAUUUUGACCCGGCGUCUGCCCCAGGCGGUAGUUCGCUAUAGCGCCCCUCGCGCCUCUUUCUCACGAGGCCGGAUUCUUACGGCUGCGGAGCUUGACGAUCCUUUGCAGAAUGGCAAUUAUCAGAAUCCUCCUCGCGUUAAGCGUGCCUUCAGAGACCCUCACGGCGACUGGUGGGACAAACAGGAAAGACGGAACUUUGGAGAACCAGUUCAUGAGGAGAAUGAAAUCCUCGGGGUUUUCAGUCCUGAACAGUAUACUCACGUUACGGCCCGUAGGGGCUUCUUCCAUCUAGGAGUGUUCGUUGCAACAUUCCUGGGGUUCUGUGGUGUCGUGAGCUAUUACUAUCCUGACAAGCCCAGCGUUCCAAAAGCAUACCCGGAAGGCCUGGAGAAGGAACUUGGAGGACCUAAUGCUGUUCGGGCUCGCAACUCCAGCGAGGACUCUUGGUAGUUGGUUGAUAUUGCUAUCUUAUGUUGUGUAAAUAAAUAUAGUAUGAUUUUCUCUUUCGGCGUCAAUCGAAGGUUUGAUUGUCGAUGGGUUUGGUGUGAGGGCGGCUUUUCACCGGCUGACCUGCUCCCCUACACCUAAUGGCCUCAACUUUCACUCCCUACUUCGAGUUGAUCUAGGGCGUGCGUAGUCUCCCUAUGGUAAGAUUAGUCCAGCUAGAUGAGGGCAGUCAGGGAUCAAUGAAGAUGAGCGUCGAUAAAGGCA